Molecule: messenger RNA, 1809 nt
Organism: Solea solea (common sole)
Lineage: Eukaryota; Metazoa; Chordata; Actinopteri; Pleuronectiformes; Soleidae
Gene: nit2
Product: nitrilase family, member 2
Exons: 10
Coding region: 84-947 (287 amino acids)
Biological process (GO): oxaloacetate metabolic process; L-glutamine metabolic process
Cellular component (GO): mitochondrion
Molecular function (GO): omega-amidase activity
Source: RefSeq, a predicted model, not a curated record
CUCUUAUUUUGAAAAGCAAACAGGUAACCGGAAGUGUCGCAUGUUAGCUUCUCUGUGUACUGAAAGCAAACGCUGCUGCUCUUAUGACAACGUUACCGAGAGUCAUGUCCAAGUUCCGCCUGGCUGUGGUUCAGCUGCACGUGACGAGCGUCAAGAGCGAAAACCUGAGCAGAACCCGGACUUUAGUGAAGGAGGCCGCGCAGCAGGGGAGCAAAGUGGUGCUACUUCCGGAAUGUUUCAACUCUCCGUACGGAACAAAUUUCUUCUCUGAGUAUUCCGAGAAGAUUCCAGGAGAAUCCACUCGGCUGCUGUCGGAGACGGCCAAGGAGAACAAGGUGUAUGUGGUGGGAGGAUCGAUUCCUGAAGAGGAUGAUGGGAAGUUUUACAACAGCUGCACCGUGUUUGGACCUGAUGGAGAGAUGAUUCUGAAACACAGAAAGAUUCAUCUCUUUGACAUCGACGUUCCAGGAAAGAUUCGUUUCCAGGAGUCAGAGACGUUGACUCCAGGAAACACUUUGUCCAUGUUUGAAACACCGUUCUGUAAAGUGGGCGUGGGCAUUUGUUACGACAUGAGGUUUGCAGAACUCGCUCAACUCUACGGAAGAAAAGGCUGCCACCUGCUGGUCUAUCCUGGAGCGUUCAACAUGACCACGGGUCCGGCUCACUGGGAGCUGCUGCAGAGAGCCAGAGCGCUCGAUAACCAAGUUUACGUUGCUACGGCUUCACCCGCCAGAGACGAGACGGCUUCCUACGUGGCGUGGGGUCACAGCAGCGUCGUGAAUCCAUGGGGUGAAGUGAUGACGAAGGCCGGAGCACAAGAGACCGUUAUUUACGCUGACAUCGAUCUUCAGUAUUUGUCUGAUGUUCGAAAGCAGAUUCCGAUCACGUCUCAGCGUCGUCACGACAUCUACGAAGUAUCGUGUGUGAAGGAGGCGGAGUCAAGCUGAAUCAUCCUUGUUUCCAUGACGACGCAGCAUCCGCUGAUAGACACGUUUUUUUCACCAUAAAAAUUUGUGUCAUGAUGAAAAAAUAUGAAGUCAAAUGUGAAUUAGAAAUGAGAUCAUUUUAUAUCAGCAAAAUUAUUGAUAUACACAAUAUUGCAAUCAUUGGAAAAAAGGUUAUUGUGGAGAGAAAUACAUUUUUAUAUAAAAAAAUAAUCUUAUAUAAGAUGGUUCUCUUGUGGCACUUCAAACUAAACCACUAGGACUGUAUGUUGUGAGUUUGAAUAUGAUUUUACCAUCAUCAUCAUCAACCUGUGUGUGUGUGUGUCAGAAUGUAAAUAAUUCAUACGCAGAAGAAUCAGGACCACGGGAGAAAAAAGUAAGAAUUCUUAGAUUAUAUUUUGAAGAAAAAUAUUAAAACACAGAAAUAAGGAUUUUCUUCAAAUUUAAUCCAAUUCUGAAUUCUGGGGAAAAUAUUCUGAAAUCUGAGAUUCCUUUGGGGGGAAAAAAAAUCCAAAUUCUGGGGGGAAAAAAAUAAAACAAUUGUGGAAUAACUUUUUUCUUUUGUAAUGUAAAUUAUAUUUUGAGGGGGGGGAAUUGUGAAAUCUGAGAUUACAGUUUAAGAGGUAAAAUAUUUCUAAAUUCUGAGAAAAAGUUUUGCAUUCUGGGUAUUAAGAAUUAAGAAAAUUUGAAAGAAAUAAAAACUUUAACAAAAGUUUAAAUGUUGCCAUCCGUGAUUGCCUUGUUUAAUGUAGUUUAAUGUUGUUUUGUGUUUCCUGAGACAUGAGACACAUGAUGGUCUGCUGUACAUUUGUGAACAGAGAAACAGCUUCAGGUUUGUGAGUGAAAAUCUUUUAAUAAUCGCUAA